This is a messenger RNA of Sclerotinia sclerotiorum 1980 UF-70, 690 nucleotides long. RefSeq lists its product with no specific name. The transcript is spliced from 3 exons. Lineage: Eukaryota; Fungi; Ascomycota; Leotiomycetes; Helotiales; Sclerotiniaceae. The coding region runs from base 1 to 690 and encodes 229 amino acids. The record is from RefSeq and is a predicted model, not a curated record.
AUGGUGACGCUCAUCCGCAAGAAUCUCAGGAGAUAUCCUGUUCCUCCUUCUUUCGAGCCGAGUGCUGCUGUUGAUGCUCAGGAAGCACACGGACAAUUUGUUGCCAAUGAAGACCCUCUUGUUCAAGAUUGCAGCUCCGGAAGUUUUGAUCCUCUGCCUUACACUCCUUACAAUACCUUCCCAGGUCUACCUACGCUAGAGGCGUAUUGUGAUCAGCCUCUCGAAUAUCUCGACAGACCUGUUGAAGGUCAAAUCGAAAACUGUCUUUACCCAAAUCCAUCAGUCUCAAUUCCUCCUGUCGAGCAAUUCCAACAACAUUAUCCUAUUGCACCGAAUUCGCCUCAUCAACCAGAAACCCAACCGAUCGCUGAGCCAUCCGCUACUGUCAACAAUCCCACUUGUCCAGAAUGUCAAAAAACAUUUGCACGUGUCUGUGAUCUGAACGUCCACAAGAAAUCACAUACCCUCCCUUUCAAAUGUCCCAGACCCUCAUGCAAAUCACUUGGUUUCCGGUAUCGCAAGGAUCGGGACCGCCAUAUUGCAGACAUACAUCCCGAACUCAUUCCUGGUGCCGAAAGAUAUUUUUGUCCUUUGGAAGGCUGUAAACACUCAAGGGCGAAAGGAAAGGGGUUCCCAAGGAAAGAUAAUUGUGCAAGACAUGUGAAGAAUUGUAAACAUAGGAACAAGUAG